Molecule: messenger RNA, 804 nt
Organism: Seminavis robusta
Lineage: Eukaryota; Bacillariophyta; Bacillariophyceae; Naviculales; Naviculaceae
Source: the annotation of a GenBank genome assembly
AUGACGGAAACGCAAAGGGACCAAGACAAACAGGGCAAACUCUACGGUACCAUUGAGGAUGUGUGGGGUACCGGUGCCGGUACAGAUACGGAGCCUUUUGAGGGAUUCUAUCAAGGAGCAGUGCAAGGGCGGAGUGAUCGCGCUCCCGAGUCAUACAACGUUGCUUGGCGAAUUAGUACACAAUCUACAGUCGCGCCCGCACCCGCAGAUGUGAAUGCCCUUCAGGAAUAUGAAGAUGUUCUUACUGUGAUCUCCGACACAGGCGGUACAGCGGAGGGGAUCGAAGUAACAGAGUUGGAACGCGUCGAUCCUAAUGCAAUGAAAUCAACAGUCCAAGAGUUGACGAAACCAGAGGUUGAAGCCAACAAGGAUAUCCGGUCCCUGGCCGGUGGAUUAAACAAAUCAAGAGGACAUCAUCUUAUCCCGGACGAUCCCGGUUGCCGACGUCACUGGGAACCAAUGCUUGAUGUAGUGAGCGGACGCCAGUUCGAUCAAAGCUCAACCGAUCAGCGGAUGAAGAUGGCAAAAAUCAUUUCCGAGCUCACGUUUAACAAGGUCAUCUUGAAUGGGAUUCAUCAGCAUUUUUUUGAUACUCUUUCGAGUGGCAAUCUUUUGGUUGUUCCCCUCUUGAAGCAAAGUGAUAUCGUGGGAUGGGACCACAAACAAACCUACAGAGUGCUUGUUGUGUGUGACAGUCCAAGAACCUAUGAGCUGUUUGCCGCCACGACAGAGGAUGCUUCUGCCUAUUGGGCUGCUGAAGAAGACCUGGAGCUUGAACACCAAGAUUCUUGCAGAUUCACUUGA